AGCAGCAGCAGAGGAUCCGCUGACAGUCGAGGCUGAGCCGCCGAGGAGACAGCAACGCUCCGGGUUUGUUCCUGCAGCAGAUUAAACUGUUGUCGUUUCAGGAUGCGAACAACUCCCAGCAGUCCUCUCAGAGCCGCUAGGCAUGCAGCCUCAGUCUGCAGUCUCCGCCGUUAAACGGGGCGCCGGUGAAUAACACUCGCAUCAAUUACUGGAUAAAUGACUUGAGAAACUCUCGUGGAAGUCAGCGGACAGAGGAAACGGCUGCACGGGAGAUGAAUGUGACCAGGAAGCAGCAACCUAAGCUGAUCGAGCGACCCGCCAGCCUGCCGGUUCCAACUUCGACAAAAUCUGGAAUUGCUUUGCUGUACAAUGAAGAGACCAACAAUACCUAUGACGUCUGUCUGAAACUGACCAAAGAAGCAUUAACCAUACAGAAGCUGGACGUGGUUUGCACAAGUGCGAGUGACUCUCAAGUAAAUCACAGAACUGUUGUACUGCGAAGACAAGCGGCUGGCGGUCUGGGCUUAAGCAUCAAAGGAGGUGCAGAGCACAACGUGCCAGUGGUUAUUUCAAAGAUUUUUAAAGAUCAAGUAGCCGAUCAGACGGGGACGCUGUUCGUCGGGGAUGCGGUGCUUCAGGUCAACGGCAUAAAUGUAGAGCGUUGCACUCAUGAGGAAGUUGUUCACCUCUUGCGUACGGCAGGCGAUGAGGUCACCAUCACCGUGCGCUACCUGCGAGAAGUUCCAUCAUUUCUAAAACUGCCUUUAGGAUCUCCAGGAUUGGAUCACAGUCGAAUGUCUUCUCCACUUUUUGACAGUGGAUUACAUUUAAAUGGAAACGGAAACAACGCAGCUCCGUCGCCCCCUUCGCCCUCAGCUAAUGAACCAAAGUAUGAGAAGCGCUGGCUGGAUGCCGUUCGCCUGCCCUUGUUGAUGGCCAGAGUCUCCAGAUACAAAGCUGGCACAGAUAAAUUAAGGUCCAACUGUUUUGAAGUCUUUGCCUUGGAUAAAGCCAGCACCAAUAUUCUUCAAUUUUGUACUGCAGCAGAAAGCACAGACUGGCUCCAAGCAAUAUCUACAAAUAUCAAUGACUUGACCCAGGAGAAUAUAAAGAUCAUCAACAAAUACUGCUCUUCGGAUGAUCAGAUCGUUCACGUGGGCUGGGCAUGUGAGAGUCCCGAGGGCGGCGCAGCCGGUCUAUCUUCAGCAUUCAAGUUUCUGGCACUGAGAGGACCUUAUUUUUAUAUCUUCAAAAGUCCCCCGAUCAGUGCCACUGACUGGGGACAAGCUGAAACAACGUAUGACCUCUAUGAGGUUCUUUUCAAGGUUCACAAGCUGUGGAUGGCAGAGGAUUGCUGGCUCCAAGCGAGGCUCUACUUGGGGCUGGAACAUUCACCUGAGCAGCAGGACAAUGAGUCUCUGUGCUUCAGUAUUCUGGUCGGCCAUGGCCAGAGCCACACCUUCAGGGUAGAGCUGGCCACUGACCUGGCUAUCUGGGAAAAGUCCUUCCAAAGGGCAGUCUUCUUGGAAGUGCAGCGAAUACGGUCCAAAAGCUACAUGUGCAGCAGCCAGGGAAGUUUACUCUGCUUCACCAUAGAUUUUGGCUCAGGCUUCACCUGCUCAGAAGGCAACUCCAAGACCGUUCUGUGGCGAUAUAAAUUCUCCCAGCUUAAAGGCUCCUCUGAUGAUGGAAAAACCAGGGUGAAACUUCUUUUCAAGAAUGCUGAAAGCAAUCAAAUAGAAAUGAAGGAACUAGAGUUUGCUAAUCUGACAGCCGUCCUCCACUGUAUACAUUCUUUUAUUGCUGCCAAAGUGGCCUCCAUGGACCCUCUGUUUAUGUGCAGUCAAAGCUUCUCUGGAAAUUACAUGAACAGUUAAGAAGAUGCGACCUUGCUGUGAGGUGAACUGGAAGAAAAAAAUCAGCUGUAUUUUAUGCACAGAGCGAAUUCAUCUUGUCCUUGCUAUUUUUGUAUGAACUGAAAAAGAAAUAUUUGUAAUAGUAAAGGUAGGUAAUGUAAGAAUCUGUGAUGGAAUUAUGGUUUUAUUUAAGACACGGAGACAGUUGGAAAAGCUUCAGUUUCAUUUCUUUGAUUUCAUUUAUAGUGAUUCUGAAUAUUUACAUCAUGACAUCAAAUUCAACAGCUGCCAGUGUUUUCAAAGGUUUAGAUUCUGUCAGUUUACAUCUAAGGAGUAGAUUAAAUUCAGAGUUGAUCUUUAAAGAAGAAGCCACCUCUUCAGUUCAUUUUUCUCUUAAAUCUGGUAAAAAAAAAAAAAACACAGCAAUUCUCUCUAAUAAGCCAUAAGUAUUUACCACCGCAUUUAGCCGUCAUUACUUUGUUU
Messenger RNA from Melanotaenia boesemani (Boeseman's rainbowfish), 2339 nucleotides. RefSeq names its product syntrophin, gamma 2 (gene sntg2). NCBI's taxonomy places the organism in Eukaryota, Metazoa, Chordata, Actinopteri, Atheriniformes, Melanotaeniidae. Gene Ontology annotation, cellular component: intracellular anatomical structure; dystrophin-associated glycoprotein complex. The record is from RefSeq and is a predicted model, not a curated record. Gene Ontology annotation, molecular function: structural molecule activity; protein binding. The transcript is spliced from 17 exons. The coding region runs from base 273 to 1877 and encodes 534 amino acids.